CAACUACUAUCCAAGAUGUUGCUUUGUGGAUGGGAUGGCGUCUGGUCCCGUUUGUGUGCGCACUCAUAGCCUCGCCGGAGCACCAACAUUUCCCCUCCGAGUGAUCCUGUAGCACUUCUUGUUCGGAGAAGAUGCAUGUGUCUCUGGCAGAAGCCUUGGAGGUCCGAGGAGGCCCUCUCCAGGAGGAGGAGGUGUGGGCAGUGCUCAGCCAGAGCGCGGAGAGCCUCCAAGAACUCUUUCACAAAGACCCUGCAGCCAUGGGCUUCAUCAUCUCUCCCUGGUCCCUCCUGCUCAUGCCCUCUGGCAACAUCUCAUUCACAGAUGAGUAUGUCACCCAGCAGGACUUAAGAGCCUUCACAGCUCCAGAGGUGCUAGAGGGAGCCUCCCUGACUUCCAUCUCUGACAUAGAGAAGAUGCACAUGUACUCUCUGGGGAUGACCCUGUUCUGGGGAGCAGACUAUGAGAUUCCCCAAAGUCAGCCUAUGAAGUUGGGGGAACACCUGAACAGCCUGCUUCUCAACAUGUGUGAUGAUGUUACAGUGAGUCGAAUGUCGUUGCGCACGGUGCUGGACAUCUGCAGCAAACACAUCAGAAACUCCAGUUGUGACCCUCCCUUCUCUUAUAUCAGGAAACUUGUCCGAUUGGUACUGGGCAGCCUCUCCCAGCUGGACGGUCUGCUGACUGAUAGAGAGUCUCUUCCGGAGCGGAGUAAAGAGAUUCGUGAGAGGCUGAGGGGCAAAGGCUUGCCUUCAGGGAGGAGUGCCGCCCCCAGGGUUUUAGAGCGCUACCGAGCCAGGACUCAGGAGCAGGCGUCUCUCAACAGAGGCCUCAGUCGUUCCAUGGGCUCCCUGCCAAUCCAGGACUUGUUGAAGGGGGAUGAAGGGGCAGCCCUACAGUAUUCCCUAUCUGACUAUCACCACAACUCUGAAUCCCCCACAGAACUCUACCCAAAACCCCCGUCACUCCAGCACCAGCAUUCCUAUCCUUAUCUGCACCCCUUUCACCCCCAGCAAAAGGGCCGGCCCGUGGAACUGGACAGGAGGUCUUUACCCUUCCACAGUGGAGAACUGAGGCCAAGUCAGGCCAGAAAGACCUGGGCCUCCUCUGUGGACUUGGCUUGUAUUGACCCAGAAGCUAUUCGCUUUGGGGCCUUGGAGGAUGCACGGAGAGGCAGCACUGCCUUAAGUACCCACUCCAUAGGAAGGCUCAAAUCGCCCUUGAGGGCAUCCAGGGAGAGGGAUACUCGCUACCCAGAGUUCGGUGGGCUGAAGGGUAGGAAGCCUCAUCACCACUCAGCCCUGUCUGUAGGCUCAGGCCUCCCUGGUGCCUAUGACAGGAUCAAGGAGAGACAGAGGAAACUUCAGGUGCUAAGACAAGCAGUGGAUGACCCAGUCCACACCCACCAGAGAUACCACAGUGAUUACAGUUCAUCCAGUGAAAGCCCCUCAGUGACCUCCUCUGAUCCAGACUACAGACAAGCCAAGAAACCAGGUGAGGUGAGGAGGUACGGCUCCCAGCUGGCACUUCCCUCUGAACAUGAUGCCCUGUCACUGACAAGCCACAACACACAGAGACACAGGCAGUAUGACGGGGCAGCCGAUGAAGGUCUGGCUGGAGCAGAGCUGCUCCUCCAAAAACAAGAGGAGGAGGUACAGCGUCUUCAGGCCCACCUGGCCAGCAGGCUGUCCAGGGCCAACCUUUACCCCAUAGAUGACCCACUGGCCCCAUCUCGCACUUCCAUGCUUGACCUUGGAGACCCACUCUACCCUUCCUCUGUACCACUUCGCAAACCCAAGAACUUCCAUGGGCCUGAGUUUGUGAAGAUGGCCAGCGAGCCCUGUGUGACCUUGUCUGUUCCCUCUUCAAUCAUGAAACGUGGAAAGGUAGAGGAAGUGCAGAGGAAGGUGGGCGUGGUGCUGCUGAACGGCCAAAAGCUGGAGCUGAGCUGUGACAUCAAGGCAGUGUGUAAAGACGUUCUUGAUAUGGUGGUUGCUCACAUCGGGCUUGUGGAGCACCAUCUCUUCGGCCUAGCGUACCUCAGAGAUAAUGAGUUUUUCUUCGUUGAGGCUGAUGCCAAACUGUCCAAAGUGGCUCCAGAGGGAUGGAAGGAGGAUCCCAAGAAGAAGAAAUCUGACGUGCCUUUUAACCUUUUCUUACGCAUCAAAUUCUUCCUUGAUGAUGUCAACCUCAUACAGCAUACUUUGACCAAACAUCAGUACUACCUGCAGCUGAGGAAGGAUGUCUUGGAGGAGAGGAUGCGCUGCAACACAGAAGAUGCCAUGCUGUUGGCUUCUCUAGCACUGCAAGCUGAAUUCAGCGACUACCAACCUGAGCUUCAUGGGAAGACAUAUUUCAGACUGGAGCACUAUCUGCCAGUGUCAGUCCUGGAUAAGGUGGACCAGACGACUAUCAAGGAGGAGCUGCCUAAACUUCACAGCAACUACUAUGGAGCGUCUGAGUCAGAGGCAGAGUUUGAGUUCCUCAAGGUGAGCCAAAGGCUGACAGAAUAUGGGGUUCAUUUCCAUCGAGUGCUUCCUGAGAAGAGGUCCCAGACAGGCAUCAUGCUGGGUGUCUACGCCAAGGGUGUGCUCAUCUUUGAGGUGCUUAAUGGAAAUCGCACGCCGGUUCUGAGGUUCCCCUGGAGGGACACUAAGAAGAUUUCCUUUACAAAAAAGAAGAUAUGCCUUCAGAACACAUCAGAUGGGAUUAAGCACCUGUUUCAGACAGACAGCAAUAAGACGUGUCAGUACCUGCUACAGCUCUGCUCCGAUCAGCACAAGUUCCACCUGCAGAUGAAGGCCCGCCAAAACAACCAGGAGCUGCAGGACUUAGAGAACUGCCCCCUGAGCAAUUUGCAGUAUUCCCUUGACCCUCGGAGUGGAGACGCAGUGGGGAGGACAGUGAGUUCAGGCAGCCUGGCGCCCAGCUUAUCGACACGCUCCAACCCAGACCACCUGAAGAGGAUCUCCUACUCGGAGGUGGCCCUCAACAAGGCACCGUCCGGCCCACUAUUAGUCCAAGAUGAGCUUCACUUUCCAGGUUUCAAUCCAGCGGCCUCCAUGGUCCACUCCAAUCCCCGCAUAAUGAGCUGCUCCCACCACAACCUCGCACAGAUGCCAGAGUCUCCGGGGCACCGCGUGGCAGAGUCGUACCGUGGACAGUCACAAAGCGGACUGAGCCAGGCGCGAGCCAGCUCAGACACGGACUCCCUCUCACACCAACAGGACAAAUCAUUUGGCUCGGUGUCUCACAGCAGCCCAGCCUGGAGCCGCAGUAGGUCCAAAAAAGAAUCAGACACGUCUUCCAUAGAGGAUACUGGCCAGGCAUAUGUAGUAGGGGUCAGUAUGCACAGCUCUGGACCACCGUCUACCCCAGCCUCUGUUAAUGGUGUUGUCUCUUUUUGUUACACAGAUUCACUAAAGAAAAGGCUAAAUGCCUUACCUUCUCCAGAGAGAGAAAUCACAACUGUAAACCUGAAGAAAGAUGUGAAAUAUGGCCUGGGGUUCCAGGUUGUCGGAGGGGAGAGCUCUGGUCGUAUGGACCUCGGCACCAUCAUUAGCUCCAUCACUCCUGGGGGUCCUGCUGAUGUCAAUGGCUCUCUCAAACCUGGUGAUCGCCUGAUCUCUGUGAAUGAUGUAAAGCUGGAAGGGCUCUCUCAUGCCACCACUGUUGACAUCCUCCAAAAUGCUCCAGAUGACAUUACUCUGGUGGUGUCACAGCCCAAAGAGAGGCUCUACAAAGAAUCUUCAACAGGCUAUGUUCCCUACCAGGCAAAGUCUUCAUUGAAGGUACAUAACUCUGGCCAAAGACGGGAACUAGACUUUGAUACCUCUUCAGAGGAGCAUGUAGGAACAGGAAGCCCCAGCCCUCCUCUUCCCAGCACUGGCACACCGUCAUCCACCUCCUCCCCAGUCCACCAGAAUGCCAGCCUCAGCUCUCAGGACUCCAGGACAAGCAGUGCUGCUAGAUUAAGCCAACCCCCUGCUAAUGGAGUUCAGCAGUGUCUCGAGAGAGCCACAGCCACCAACACAGCUGCGCCUGUUGCCCAACAUCAUAGACCAGAACCUAGUGUGGGUUUGGAUCCCACGCCGCCAGCUUUGCCACCCAAAACUCGGAAAGCUAAAGUCACCGAACCUCCCAAAGUUUCUGAGCAUUCAGACUGGGGUGAUUCAGACAUGGAUGAGGAGACUUAUUCCAGUGGUCAAGAGAAACUCAAGGCCAAAAAGGAGUACACCAUGGAAAAUUUAAAUGGUAAUGCCCCAGGGGUCAAUAGUCUCCGUCCAGGAGAACUAUUUGACGUUGAGCUGUCCAAAAAAGACAGCAGCCUGGGCAUAAGUGUCACGGGGGGAGUCAACACAACCGUUCGUCAUGGAGGCAUCUAUGUUAAAGCCAUCAUACCAAAAGGAGCUGCUGAGCUGGAUGGAAGGAUACAGAAAGGGGAUCGUGUGGUGGCCGUCAAUGGAAAGAGCCUGGAGGGCGCCACUCAUCAGCAAGCAGUGGAUGUUCUCAGAGACACUGGGCAGACAGUGCACUUGUUGCUGGAGAAGGGUCAUCCGCCUGCAGACAGUGUCCACGCUCCCCUCACACCUCAGAGCACCCCGCCGUGUGCUGACAGGGACCAAAAACAGAUGAAGAGCAAAGAGCAGCCACUUCAGGUCAAAGACAAACCAGAGUACAGCUUUCUAACAAAAGAUAAUGUGUUUGAGGUGUGUCUACUGAAGAACACAUCAGGGCUGGGCUUCAGUUUCAGUCGAGAGGAGAACAUCCCUGAUGAGCCCCACGGAUCCAGCAUGGUGCGAGUUAAAAAACUAUUUCCUGGCCAACCAGCAGCAGAGAGCGGUCGCAUCAACGUGGGUGACGUCAUCCUGCGGGUCAAUCAGACCUCCCUCAAAGGACUCUCGCAACAUGAGGUGAUAUCAGCCUUGCGAGGAACAGGACAGGAGGUGACUUUGCUCCUCUGUAGACCUGAACAUGGCAUUCUUCCUGAGAUGGACGCUACAGCUUUGACACCCAUGUCAUCGCCCAGAAAGGAGCCAGUGACCCAGGCAGAGACUGGCAAGAAGAGUCAGGGCGCAGUGGAGGAUGCCCUGGAGAGGCUGCUUCUCAAAACCCCCGGCCGACACAACAGCUACAGCGACAGUACUGAUGGAGAUGAGGAGGUUGAGGAAGCCUUCAGCCCCAGCACCUUGGAGCACAGCAGACAGAACUGGGAGCGGAGUGUCUACCAGACCCCCAGUAGCAACCUGGGACUGGGACGCUAUGACAGCACCGGUCAGCUGGACGACACCAUGAACUUAGCCUUCUACUCCCCGAACCUGUCGAUGACAAGAUCGGACCUCAGCAAGAGGUGUCCUUCAUCCCCCAUGAAUCUGGAAACAUCCCCUCUGCCUAUGGUGUCUUCCCACACUGCCCCGAGCCCAGACCCCCUGCCUCCUCCUCUGCCUCUGCCCUUAAACCUCACCAUGUCUGGCAACGGACAGGAUAUAGAGGAACUUGUCCCGGAAGUAGAGCUAAAGAUCUCCUUAUUGAAGUCUGAAAAAGGCAGCCUUGGCUUCACCCUCACCAAAGGUAAUGAUCAUGGAUGUUACAUCCAUGACAUCGUCCAGGAUCCAGCCAAAGGAGAUGGAAGGCUCAGGCCCGGAGACAGAAUGAUCAUGGUGAACAGCACAGAUGUGACCAAUAUGGGCCACACCGAGGUAGUCAAUCUUGUGCGAGCGGCCCCCCGGAUGGUUGACUUGGUGGUAGGGAGGGUCCUGGAGGCUCCCAAGCCCUCCAUAGAAGCCCACCUGCUACCUGACAUCUCUUUCAAGGGCAACCAAGAACCACUGGGUUUGUUGUUGGACGGUGGUAGUGACAGCAUGUAUGGAGUCUUGUUCGUGAAAGACAUCCUGCCAGAAUCACUGGCCUCUGAGGAAGGCAGUCUGAAACCACUUGACCUAAUCCACUACAUCAAUGGCGCUCCCACUCAGGAACUUACCCUCAGUGAGAACACCCGACUCCUGGAGCUCUCCCUCGACGACCUGACUCUCAAGGCCACAAGGGACGGGAAGCCGGUUUUUCCGGGACAGAAAAGUGUCUCUUUUCUUAACAACAACAUUAGCCCCAAGGUUUCAUCCAGCAUCAAUGGGUUUCUUAAAGGAGAUGAUUCAAGAGGUACAGAGUGUCUUGCAGCACUUUGUCCUUUAGAGGAGGAGAUCAUAGAGCUGGAUCUAGAGAAGCCCCAGUCAGGGGGCCUGGGUUUCUCAGUGAUUGGAGGGGAGAGGGGCAUCUUUGUCAAGUCUAUAACACCAAGAGGAAUAGCAGAGUCCACAGGCAAGCUGCAAGUGGGAGACAGGCUAUUGAAAGUGAACGAAGAACUAAUGACGGGCGUGUCCCACACCAAAGCUGUCACCACCAUCCGUAAAGCUAAAGGCCUGGUACACCUUAUAGUGUCCAGACCCCCAGACCAGAACCCCAGCACAUACCUGGCCUAUCUGCCCAUCAACACUGACAAGUGCAAUGGGAACACAGAUCUGAGUGAGGACAGUGGAGUGAAGACUAAGCUGAAUGAUGAGCAGAAGUCUGGCAGCUUCCCUUUCAUACCACCAAUAGACUAUGAAGACGGUCCACUGGAGCAGCAAAGAGAGACGGAGCAGAGCGCAGAGCUCUCAGAGGACACAGACUGUGAUGGCUCUUCUUUACCCGAAGACUCCCCUGAGAGUUCUCGGAAAGUGGAAUGGCAGGAAGAGAAUGUGGAUGAUCCCAGAAAUGAAAAUUAUCUGCAAAUGAGCGCCGGACAGCCAGAGGAGGAUGAAAUCACAUGGGGAAGUGAUGAACUGCCUAUUGAAAACAUGAACUCCAAAUCAAGAGAUGAUGGGCCAAUCAUCACAGAGGAUGAGCUGACCUCUUUGCCCCUCGUCAAGGUGGUCCCUGAUGGCCAGUACACAGGACCGAAGCUUAACACCGUGGUACGCAUGAUGAGGGGGCUUCUGGAGCAGAAAGUCCCUCUGCAGGAGUUUGAAAAUCUACAAAAUCUCCAGCCGCUGGACGACUGUUUAAUAGGUCAGACAAAGGAGAACAAGAAGAAGAACCGCUACAAGAAUAUUGUUCCCUUUGACACAACUCGAGUGGUGCUUGGCAAAGACGGAGGCUACAUCAAUGCCAACUUCAUCAAGAUGUCAGUGAAGGAUGAGAACUUCAUGUACAUCGCCUGUCAGGGACCUUUACCGACCACUCUGGGUGACUUCUGGCAAAUGGUCUGGGAGCAGAAGUCUAAUGUGAUCGCCAUGAUGACACAGGAAGUGGAGGGAGGCAAAGUGAAAUGUCAGCGGUACUGGCCAGACACACCGAAGACAGCAGAGAUGGUGGAUGACAGGUUACAGAUCACGCUGAUUAAAGACCAGUAUCUGGACAACUUUGUCAUCCGACUCAUCGAGGUCAAAGACGUACAGACCAAUGAAAUCCAACAUGUAACUCAUCUGAAUUAUACGGGAUGGCCUGACCAUGGGACGCCCACACAGCCAGAACAGCUGCUUACAUUCAUUUCCUAUAUGAGGCACGUUCAUCGAUCAGGACCUAUAAUCACACACUGCAGUGCAGGCAUCGGUCGUUCAGGAACCCUCAUCUGUAUAGACGUGGUUCUGGGUCUUAUCAGUAAAGAUGCUGAUUUUGAUAUUUCAGAUGUCGUAAGAAACAUGAGACUUCAGAGACAGGGAAUGGUCCAGACGGAGGAUCAAUAUAUUUUCUGCUAUCAAGUGAUCCUCUACGUCCUCAGAUGCCUUCAAGCAGAGGAGAACAUCUCGGGAUAGUAGAAACCACAUAUCGCGUUCACGUAGAGGCUGGAUGACUGUUUCAAAAAGAGCAAAACAAAUGGAGGAGAGUUGACAGGCAGAACUUGCCAAAUUACUCUAAUAUGUUUUUAUGCCUUAAAUAUUCAGCUCCUUCAGAGUAAAUCAUUUUAAAGAAGUCUAUAUUUUUAUUGUUUGCUUUUUUGAGUUCACUUUCUUUGGCUGCUACUCGCUUUUAAUGCAUUCAUGAGAACUGCUGAUUGUAUUUCUUAUUGUCACCUACAAGAGAACACUAAUGUUUUAUUUUCCAGAUUCUUGGAUAUUUUAAAAUUAUUAUGAAAUGAUCAAUGAUUUCAUAUUUUAUGUGGAACAAAAUUGUACUUGUCUAUUUUGAAUCUUGUUUUGAUGCUGGAACAUGCCUUGACAGAAUACUAUGUCAGUAUUUGCUUUGUAAAUCUAUUAUACAGUAAUUGCUCACUGCCUGAGGUAAAUGAAAUUAAAAGUGUACAUAUUCAUCUCCU
Molecule: messenger RNA, 8287 nt
Organism: Scomber japonicus (chub mackerel)
Lineage: Eukaryota; Metazoa; Chordata; Actinopteri; Scombriformes; Scombridae
Gene: ptpn13
Product: protein tyrosine phosphatase non-receptor type 13
Exons: 49
Coding region: 132-7787 (2551 amino acids)
Biological process (GO): peptidyl-tyrosine dephosphorylation
Cellular component (GO): nucleus; cytoplasm; cytoskeleton
Molecular function (GO): phosphatidylinositol 3-kinase regulatory subunit binding; protein tyrosine phosphatase activity
Source: RefSeq, a predicted model, not a curated record